Messenger RNA from Trichoderma breve, 2259 nucleotides. RefSeq lists its product as uncharacterized. The record is from RefSeq and is a predicted model, not a curated record. Gene Ontology annotation, molecular function: DNA-binding transcription factor activity, RNA polymerase II-specific; zinc ion binding. The coding region runs from base 1 to 2259 and encodes 752 amino acids. Gene Ontology annotation, biological process: regulation of DNA-templated transcription. The transcript has 4 exons. NCBI's taxonomy places the organism in Eukaryota, Fungi, Ascomycota, Sordariomycetes, Hypocreales, Hypocreaceae.
AUGGCUUCCGUCACCUCAAAAAACGCCUCCCCGCACGCUGGAUCCUCACCAUACGACUUCGAUUCUAAUGGCGACACCGAUGAAUCUUGGCAAUACAUUGAUUACUCGAGCGGUGCAUCUGUUACCGGGUCCAUCGGAUUUCUCCCCAGUCCUGCAAGUGGCAGCUUAAACGGCUUCGCCAUCGUCGGUCAUGUUUCCACGCCAUCCCAGGGCGGGCUUUCGCCAGGAUCCAUGGUAGAUAUGGAUCCUACAGUCUUCCUUCCGGCCAGCACCACAUAUCAGCAAGAGACCGAGUUUGUAACCGCGGACCUGUUCUCGAAUGGCGCUGAGCGGCCGCCUAGCAGUGCAGAUGCAAGCUUUUCGCAGGGCGAUGCUCCGUUCAUGACGCCGCAGCAGUAUCUCUUUAUGCCGUCUGGCACGGCAAACUUCCAGCCGCAAGAGCUCAACGAUCUUACCCCCUUUAUGAACGACUUCCCGGUCGACUCUUUCUCGGUGAUGAAUCAGACAAGUCCGGCGUCACAGUCGUUGCCUCAGCAAACCGUUCUUCAGUCACUGCCUUCAGAUGCCAGCAUGUCACCAUGGAACCAAACCAGUCCCAGUCUUUCUGCCGCCGAAAACAAGUUUGUGUUCGAGGAAAUGAUCUCUUCGCCGAGCCAACUGAGCACCGCCUCAUCCUCGAGUCCCAGGUCGCCUGCCAUCAAGUCUGAGGCGAGCAGCAAGUCCGGGAAGUCGAUACGCAAAGUAAUUGGCGGAAAAGUUGAGAAGAACAAGAGCGAUGCUUCCAGAAGCAAGUUUGUCAUUGUCACGCCAACAACGAUUAGUGCCCGUGCUGGCAAACCGAAUCCGUUUGAGUGCUUCGAGGCCAUGAGGACGACACAGAAAGGUCGCAAGGGGCCCCUGGCAAACGAGACAAAGGAGAGUGCGCUACAGGUUCGGAGGGUGGGCGCAUGCUUCUGCUGUCACAGCCGCAAGGUCAAGUGUGACAAAGAGAGGCCGUGCAAGCACUGCAAGAAGCUGAUGCUCCAGGUUCCGCAAGUGGUGUGCUGGCAGUUUCAAGACUUCUUGCCUGUCUUGUUCCCCGAGUUUAUUCGUGGGCACUUUAAGAAGGAUAUCAUGGCUAGUUUCAUCACGGAGAAUGUUGAGGGCUUCACAGUCAAUGGAGCAGAACAAUUCUGUAAUGUUGAGCUUUCUUCGGGCCCACGGUUCGCAACUACGUUGACACUUCAAGCCAAGUUUUUCACGGCCAAGACGUGUGACGUCCUACAACACUGGCAUUUGAGCAACGGCGAAGACCAUGUUGAUCUCCAAUCCCAGGGGUCGGCACCCAUUGGCAUCGAGGCCAAUAAGGGGCCACAAAAAGACGAAAUGAAGAAGCUGACCAAGGGUUAUAUCCAAGCCCUUGUGAACGAGCCGCUGCUCGCGGAUCAGUUGACCGAUUCUUUCAGGUCCACCAGGCUUCCUAACAAAAUUCUUUCCAUCGUACAAAACUUUGCAAAGAAGUCCGAUUCUACCAUGGUCAAACGGGCUCUUUCAAUCUAUACAAUGCACUACGUUAUGACCAGGCAUCUCUGCUUAACUCGCCAAUCCAUCCUCUCUCUCCAACCGACUGGCCUUGUGCCUCAGAACACUCCCUGGGUCACUCCCCGAGUGUUAGCCCGGCAAAUCAAGUCUCUCAUUGAUGAGCUCAUCUUGCGUGAUAUGCAGCAUCUCUUUGAACUCUUCUCCAAGUCACUUAAGCCGAAGCUUCGACGGGAAUGGGCACCGUGUCUUGCAUCAUUCCUCGUCCUUUGCCUCUUCAUGGAGGCUGUUGAAACCGCCGCAGAUAACUUCGUCGUAUCGCAGAACGAAAUCGACCUGAGGAACAAGUAUUCUCCCAAAUACAAGAGAUCACUAGCUCUGGAUACCUGCAAGGAACUGGAGAACAUGCCUUUCAAACAAUUUGCGUACCAGUUUCAUCAUCUUUAUCAAACACAUACAAAGGAUGCAAAUACGAGGAGCUUCAAUCCCUUGUUCGAUAAUAGCUUCGUCGAACAGGGCGAGAUUGACCCCGCAGCGGUGGAAAUGGUGCAGGCUUUGAGAGAGCUUUUCCACGGAGAAGACUGGCAAGACAUGCAGUUCCUUGCUGACGACGAGCUCCUAUUACAUAGAGAGGAGCAUCCCUACCCUAUGGAUACAUCGUUUCUUUAUACCGGGCGUUUGGUAGCCAAGUUUUUGUUAUCAUUUACGAACGAGAGCGUCAUUUUUGCAAGCAAGAUAUGA